Messenger RNA from Gossypium arboreum, 3080 nucleotides. RefSeq names its product bifunctional nuclease 2. Gene Ontology annotation, molecular function: nuclease activity. The record is from RefSeq and is a predicted model, not a curated record. Gene Ontology annotation, cellular component: VCB complex; nucleus. Lineage: Eukaryota; Viridiplantae; Streptophyta; Magnoliopsida; Malvales; Malvaceae. Gene Ontology annotation, biological process: protein ubiquitination. Bases 1578 to 2534 code for a protein of 318 amino acids. The transcript is spliced from 9 exons.
UAUUUGAUUUGCUCAAUGACCAGUUUGUUGUUUUUUCGGGGUCGUUUUCUGUCUAGUUGUCAAGUCUUGAUAGCUAUGUGCUUUGCUAGGUGGUUUGUUUCUUUGAUUGGUAAACGAGCUAACAUGGACAAACCAAGUGAUUAAGAUGUCAUAGAUUUAUACAUUUCUUGAGUCUUGUUGAGGGGAGGUUGACUCUUUUAGAGAAGUUUUUGAAGUAUUAUUUGAUUGGGAACUGAUGGAUCCUUCAAUGAAUUGAUAUUGUCUUUAGUUGAAAUUUUGUCUCGAUUUUGCAGAUAGCUCAAAUUCUUAUAGUGGUGGAUUCAAAGAGGAAUGUCUUGUCGAGAUAAAUUCUGCAUGGUGCACGGUCACUUAUCUUUGCUUAUGGUGAAGUUUGAACCCUUAUAACUUAUAGGGGAGUUUGGUACCACUUAAUUUAGCUUAGAUCAACUUGAUCAAGUGUUUAUAACUUAUAGGGGAGCAUGGUACCACUUAAUUUAGCUUAGAUCAAAUUGAUCAAGUGUUCAUUGUUACCAUUUAAGUGGCAUAGGUUAAAAUGCAACCAUAGGAAAUGUAUAUUUGACUACCCUAAGUAAUUGUACACCACGAAUGGUUCAAUCUCAUGAUGUGAACUUGUCACGUUAAACACCUAAAUUCUUAUAAAAAUAUGAAGAUAAAAUCUCAAUUGAAGAUAAUAUCUAUUUGUUAAAAAGGUGGCAUGUUCAUAUUUUAAGUUGCACUUAGAAAACAUAGAUAAAAAUCUUAUGGAUAAAAUACAUCCUAUGUCAUUAAUUUAUUAUAAGUUUACAUUUUAGUCAUUCAGCUUAAAAAUGUUACAAAAAAUUAACUAAACUAUUCGAAAUCGUUGCAUUUAAAAUCGUUAUUGUAUGAAACAACUUUUGAAUGUUGCAAAUCUACAAACCAAAACCUAAACAAUUUUUUUUCUCCAAUCUUCAACAUUAACCAUCAAAUCAACUUGGAUUUAAGGUAUGUUCUUUUACUCGUUGAUAGGUACUGAUUUACCCUACUGAUCGUUAAAUUGUUAUUUAGAGCUUACUAGACGAACUUAAAAAAAAAAUUAUCAAUCCAGUGACUUAAAAUGAAAACUUUCAAAUAGUUUAGUGACAAUUUUGAAACUUUUUAAAGUUAGAGGACCAAAAUAUAAAAUUAAUGACCCAAAAAUUAUUUUUAUAAAGUAUUUAUUCGAUAUCUCCCAUAUCAUUAAUGAUGUUGUUUUCACCCCAAAAGAACAAAAUGACAUUUCUCUAUCAAACGUCGUCCUAAACAGCUUCCAUGGCAAACACGAGGGAUUAAAUUAAAAACUAGAAUGAACAACAAGGGUAGAUAAAAACCAAAGUUAAAACAAUCUUAAAGCUUAGCUUUCCACGUCAAAGCUUAAGAUAAAUUGAACACGUGUACAUAAGUUGUCGGGUCGGUGUUUCCCCACUCUGUUCUCCGAAUUCCAACUAACUUUUUUCUUUUAUUUUUUUUAUUUCAUUUUCAUUGGUUAACUUGUUCUUCAAAUUAAACUCCAAAUCCAAAGCCAAAACAGUUCCUUUCCCUUUUAUCUCUCGAAUACAAUGCUCGGAGUUCAACUUUGCUACCGUACAUUCUCCACUUUCUGGGUUUUCUCCCAUAAAUCAAAUGCUACUACUUGUCCCACCAUCCCUGCAUUUUCUUUCCCGUCGAUUCGUUCCUCUUCAAUCCGUUUACAUUUCACGGCGAAACUCCGGCCGGUUUCUUGCCACUCGAUCCGUAGUGGUAGCUUCGAUCCCCAAUUCAACGAAGGCGAUGAUAAAGAUCUUCAGUUCCUCGAAGCUUCUCUUCUCGUUUCAGAAACUGUUUCGCACUAUCGGAUGUUAAGGCAAGGAAUUAAAGAAGAAAUAAAAUGGCAAUCAUCGAGAAGAGAACAGCAUCCUAUGUCGAGGGCUAAAAUUGCUUCUAUUGGACAAUCUUUUCUUAGUCGUUUCCCUACUCCAACUAUUUUUCUCAAGAUUUCUUGUGAUGGGGAUUUCUUGUUACCCAUUAUUGUAGGGGAAUUUGCUGUUGAAAAACUUAUAGCUUCCUUUUCGGGAGAUGAUGAGGGGGAAUGUCCAGAUCAGUUCCAUCUUGUUAAAAAUGUUGUGGAGAAGCUUGGAUAUGAAGUUAAAAUGGUGAGAAUUACAGAAAGAGUAGUCAAUACUUACUUUGCAAAGUUGUAUUUUAGCAAGCCGGGAGAAAAUGAUGUGAUAAGUGUAGAUGCACGGCCCUCGGACGCCAUCAAUGUGGCUCAUAGAUGCAAGGCUCCAAUCUAUAUAAGUAAACAAAUUGUCUUGGAAGAUGCUAUUAGAAUUGGCUUUGGGAUGGGCAGAGUGCGCGAUACAACGCCUACUUACGAUGUAGUGCUUGACAGCGCUAUGGAGGGUCCGGAUUUAUUAACAGAGGAGCUUCAUCUGGUGAGGAAUAUGAAUUUAGCUGUUGAAGAAGAAAGGUACAAUGAUGCAGCAAUGUUAAGAGACAAACUAAUGAAGCUACGCAACUCGAGUCAUGAUCAGUAACAUGUUUUGAUUGUAACCAUGCUUGUAUGCUUGUUGGUUGGCCUACUUGUGAGCUAUAAUUCAUUUUCGAUUUUACUAUUACAAGCCAAAGGGUAUACCUUCUGGUUUCCGAGUUUCACCGGAAUGCUUCAGGAAGAUGCCUAUGCUAACCUCUUAACAUAGAAUAAUGCAUAAUCCUGCUUUACAGAAGAUGGUAUGUACGAAUGAGUCUCGUGUACAGGUACAAUCUUUCUUAAAGUGGCUUUUUAUUUUUCAUGUUUUUAGAGGAUGUUUAGAGGGUCAUAUCCUCGUACUCAUGUUCGGGCAAAGGAGCAACGUAGGCCAUGUAUAGAUAUAACAUUUUGACAUGUUGGACCAUAAUUAGGGUUAAGUUUGGAUUAACUUCAACAAUGAGAUAUAGCCAUGAUAAUGAAGGUUAUAUAUUCAAAGUUCACACAUGAAGUUGUUUGUAUUUUAUGAUUAUGCAAACUAUGAUGUAUAGCAGAAGACCAUAUAUUAUGGUUUUUUCAUAGAAUGUAAAUAUCUAAUUGUUUCUUGUUUUUCGAA